AUGGAUGGCGGUAACGCGACCGGUAGGACCUACGUAUCGAUGAGCAUGGCCCCAACGAACAUGCCACCGCCCUUAACGUCGAUCCCUACUACCAGUGGAGCAGGAGGAUCGGCGGCAGGUGGCAGCAGGAUCGUCAUGAAACCGAUGCCGCAGCAGCAAACUUCGCAGCAAUCAGCAGUCCUUCGGCGACGAUUUUCAACCAACGACAAGCUGACUGUUGUAGCAAUGCGAAAACCUGCUCCACCGAUGAUUACCAUCUCCAGCACUGCGCCACCGUUGGCUUCGUUCAGUAGUGCCAGUAACAGCAGCAUCAGGGCAUCGCUGCCACCUCCGCCAGCAUCGUUGGCAUCGUCACCAUCCGGAUCGGUUGUACUGAGCCGGAAUAAUAAAACCAUCGUCCAGCACCCUACCACCGGUCGCAAUCCCAUCCAUCCGAAGCCAACGACGGUGGGCAGUUCAAUAUCGCAACCGAAGGUGGAAAUUGCCAAAAUAGAUGCACUACCCCCUGCGCCGCCAGUGCAAGAAAUUGUCAUAGGUCGGAAGGAGGUAAUGUAUCCGAACGCGAUUACCCAAGAGGAGUUUCAGCAACAUCAGCAUCAGCAGGCGCAGAAUAUGGGACGAUACAAUCCCAUGCAAACCAAGGUAGCAGCGCUGCCGCACAAAACGGUCGCGGAAGAAAAGGGAUGCGACAUGGCGUACCUCUCACUCGCUAGCGGCGCCUUGAUUGUCAAAAUCAUCUCGCAUCACGGCGCACAGCAGCAACAACAGCAACAACAGCAACAGCAGCAACAGCAACAACAACAGCAACAGCAGUCUUUUAUUCCUUUAAAUCCGGGCCCAGUUCAUCAGCAUGUGCUUCCGUUUGGGACGACGAUCAAAGUGACGGCAACAAGCUUCGAACACCAGCAGCAGCAGCAUCAAGUAUUGACACCGGUAACGGUAGCUGGCGGCAGCUCGGUGAUUGUGUCAAAGGCUGAACAAUUACAGCAACCAUCACCAUCCUGCCAGUCACCAAUUGUCCAACCUCUCGUCGUUCAGCAGUCGGUUAUAACAAACGCAGGGAAUAAACCACUCCAGACGGUCAAGGCCGCGUCGGUGGCUUCGUUGAAUCGUACGUCCGUAGUGACUCCGACUGGUCCCUUAGCCAGCAGCAGCAUUCCACCAUUGUACGUACCAGCGGCCAAUACGAAAUCAACGGUCAUUGUUGGAAAUAGCCUGCAGACGACAACACUUGGGCAACAUCCGGUUGCAGACAAACGGGUACUGACGACCGCUAGCGGAGGACAAACACAGAAACGGAUCAUUGUGACAACGGCACCAAACAAUAGCAAUGUUAUACAGCAGCUAAAGCAGCACCGGAGUAUUACGAACAAACCCUUUAACCUUCCACCGGUUCCGAAACUUGCGCCAUUCCUAACAACGGAGCUGCAACCUCCGCCGCGACUUGCUCCAGCGGUUGUAGAAUCAACUAUGAUGAACGCCGGCAGUGAAAGCCCGCCGAUGUUGGUUGAAGCCACCAGUACCACUGCCUCGGAGGAGGCCGAAACAAUGCUGCAACAGCAUGAAGCUGGCUACAACAGCGGAGCAGAACAGAUUGAGGAGGAAGCUUUGAAAGAAGAAGUCGAGAUGCUGGAGGAGCGCAUAAGAGAGGAAGAAGAAACAAGUGCACAAUUAGACGAGCAGGAGGAGGAGGAGGAGCAUCAAGACGAUGGUAUCGAAAUGCUCGACUCUUCGUUCGACACCAACGGUGGAAACGAACCACAAUCGACCACCAGUACGCCGGAGAAGGAAGACUCCGGUAUGGCGGUGCACAUGGAUGCAAGUCGGCUUGAAGUCACUCCUAAAAAGACCCCAGCAGACGUCGGUGCUCGUGCUGUCGUUCCGAACGGUAGCCAGAUAAGUCCACGACUUCAAAAACGAUCCCUUUCCGAGCUUCAGCGACGGGAAGGAGUCAACGUUCGGAAACGUUCGGAGUCGGUGCACGUUCGUUUGUCUUCAGUGCACGGUGAAGUAGUCUUUGAGCCGUUCAAAAAUAUGAGCAUGGCCACCAAGCUGCCUUUCACGAAAGUAGCUGCGGACGAGGAGCGGAAGAUAAAGAGAUCGCCGCUGAAAGAUGCCACCAAUGAACCGGCCUCGGAAGAUAGUAACGCCAACGGUGGUACACCCAAGGGAGAGAGCGUUUUGAUGGAGCAGGAAAAGAAUGAGCCAACGGCGGUGGCAGCGCCACAACAGCAGCAGGACAACAUUCUGCUCUUGUGUGAUGAAAAGUUCGACGUGGUGGCAUCAUCGGUGAUGGCGGGUUUAGGGGAGAUGCAGCCGGUGCUGCCGACGCAAAGACGGACAUCCCGGAGGCUCGACUCUAUUCGGCGGGGGCUUGCAGUGCCCGAAACUGAUGCCAAUCCUACGAUUCAACUAGAUCUAGACGAACUAGCUGCGAUCGGCCUUGGGUUUGGCGAUCCGGAGCGUGGAGGAAGCGACGAGAACGUAUCCUUGGCCCGGCAGCAGCGGCGGCAAACGGCCAAGAUGGAUGAAAACAACAUUGAUUUUGCGACACGCGUUCGCUCGAACUCGACGUCGUCCGAGAGCAGCAUGGCUGUGAAGCAGUUUGGCGGCCGCAAAAGCCUUCCGGAAUCGGUCGGACCCAGUGGUGGUGCUGCGGCUAAGAAAGGUUCAAAAAAAUCAACAUCCGCCGGUCAAAGUCGGCCUGCUCGCCAGGCAAGCAUCCGGACGUCGAUUGCCGGCGGUGAACCGGUUUCGGAGUCGUCGUUCAGCGUUGCGGACGAUAAAGACAGUACAGCGGGUGGGCCGGGUGGUUCGGAUAUAUCGACCGUGUCGGACCAUCUCCGGUGGCACGAUGGCAUCGGCUACCUGGACGAUAGUCGGCUGCACUUCGAGUUCAACGAGUUCGGGAUGGUGCAACCGAUGACGGUUGGGCAGUACGAGCGUCACUGCCGGACCGAUGUGUAUGCGUCGUUGACCCUUCCGAUCAAACAACGUCCGAAGAUGAAACCGAUUCCCGGUGGACGCAAGCGGACCGCAAAGGCUCCCGAUUUUCGAUACAGCUACCACUGCCUACAGUGCCUGUCGCGGGGCAGUGCGGCGGAGUUCGCGACACCCGAGUACUGUAGCAUCGAGUGUGUGAAGAAAUCGGGCAAGGUGGCCGUGUACAAGUACAUCCUACACUCAACACACGCGCUCCAGAACAGUGCAGCGCAAUUGGCCCUGUUGAAGGCGGAGCAAGGAAAGAAAAAGGAGAAACACGAUGAUGUCCCACCCGCGAAGAAGAAAGUCAAACGGGAGGAAAAAUUGGCUUCGGAAAUGACGACCGCGGCGGCGGUCAAGCAACGCACGGUGACCCCGUCAACAACGACCACAACUACCACAAACAACACGAGCGACGAAGACUCGCAGAGUUCGCUAAGUCUCAACUCGAACGCAUUCAUUGGACGGCAGCAUUUCUUACCGUUGCCGACGACGUCAUCACCAGUUGCGGCCUGUGACGAUCUGGUAGGGCCGGCCAGAACCACCUCGACAGCCGAUGACCAACAGCCUCCCGCCGUCACCGACGAUCCAUCGAUGAUCGAUGCGGACGCAGGUGAUUUCAACUGGGAAAAAUAUCUGCAACAGAUUAACGCAGUAGCCGCACCGGCUGAACUGUUCGGUCGCCAUGCCUACCCGUCUACGCAGAACAAGUUCCGACCGGGCAUGAAGCUGGAGGCGAUCGAUCCGGAAAAUUGCUCAUUGUUUUGUGUGUGCACCGUGGCGGAAGUGCGUGGCUACCGGAUCAAGCUGCACUUUGACGGUUACCCGGCGGACUACGAUUUCUGGGUGAACGCCGACUCGCCGGACAUCUUUCCGCCGGGCUGGUGUCGAUCAACGAACCGCGUGCUGCAACCACCGAGCGACUAUACCGCGUCAGGCUCGGAGGUGUUUCGCUGGAAGGACUACCUACUGCAGACGGGUGCCACCGUGCCCGAUCGUCGCUGGUUCCAACAUAUCAACAAGACAUGCGUUAAAAAUAAGUUCGAAAUCGGUAUGGUCCUCGAGGCGGACGAUCUGAAAAAGUCCGGUAAGGUGUGCGUCGCAACGGUUGCGGACAAGAUGGGCGACCGGAUACUGGUGCACUUUGAUGGGUGGAACGAGCGGCACGACUACUGGGUUAGCAUUCAAUCGCCCUACAUCCACCCGGUCGAUUGGCAUAUCGAAAAUACGGAAAAAAUUACCCCACCGCCCGACUGGCAUAAACCGUUCAGCUGGGAACGGUACCUUCGGUACAAGCGACACCGGAACCCCGAUAAGCAACGGUCGAUUGUGGCGGCGUCCAAGGAAUUGUUUCAAACGCGUCCCCCGAUCGCCUUCCAACCGGGUCAGCGGCUGGAGGUGGUCGAUCGCAAGCAGCAGAUACGGAUCCGCCCAGCGACGGUCGUUGCCAUCGACGGGUACGAGUUGUCGGUGUGCUUCGACGGGUGGCCACAGAGCUAUGCCGUCUGGAUCGAGGACGACAGCCCGAACAUUCACCCGGUUAACUGGUGCGCCCGGACGCGGCAUCCACUGGAACCACCGCCAAAUUUUGUCAACGAAGCCGAAGUAUGUGAUGGAACGUGCGAGAUUCGUUUCUGCAUGGGCCGAGGGAACGCCAAGUUUCCGAACAAGAAGUACCACGAUCGCCAGGUCGAGUGUCCGUACAAGCGAAGCAACUGGAUGAGCGAAUUCCGUAAAACGCUCCGUAUAAGCCAUAAUCAAGUACAAAAGCACAUUACAGAAUUAUUCGCCGGAUGCGUUUACGGAUCCGUAGACCAGCACAGUAGCAAUAAUGCCCAAGCCAAAGCCAAGGGUGCAACGACAUCGGCAUCCCAAGCGAGAUCCGAAUCGCCACGGCCUGGCAAGCAACAGCCGGACGAAACAACAAACAACCCCCCCGUCAAGCGAUCGAGCAGUGGACCAUCAGCUGGAAACGAUGGUGUUGUGCCAUUGUCCAAGCGUGUGAAACAGGAGGCGGCUGAUCCGUCCGACCUUAUGCCCCAUGGCCGACCCGUUGCGAUGAAAAAAGGCUCCUCAAAGGAUGCCGCCAGUCGCAGUGGGGGACCAUCAACGAAGGAAUCGACAAAAGUCAAAGAUUCCACCUCAACAACCACCUCCAGCGCUCCAGCUGCCGGCUUUACACCACCGGAAACCAAUCUACGCAUCGCGCUGCCCGUCCUUGAGGGCUAUGGGCCACGGUUGCUCCACGCGUACGAGGUGUGGCGCCGGAAUUCCUACUUCCUUGACGAGUGUACCGAGCGUGAGAACGGUGGUGGUGUGUCUCGUUUGAAAAACCCACUCCACUGGACGACGGAUGAGACGGCACGGUACAUCCAGCAGCUGCCCGGAUGCGACGAGUGCGCCACCAAGAUUCGGCUCGAGGAAAUCACCGGAAAGACGUUGCUCAGCUUCACGCAGGACGAUCUGGUGAAGUACAUGGGUGUUAAGAUCGGACCGGCCAUAAAGGUGUACAACCGGAUCAUCCACCUGCGCCAAAUCGUAACGAACAAGUUCUUGCAGCUCAGUUAGGAAGCUGAACAGAAGGCGAGGCUCCCCCUUCCCCCAUUAUUAGUUGGAAUCUUUGGUAAUUUGUAGAAUUCGGUCGGCCGGAGUCUGUUUUUAAUCUUUAUUCUACCCAUCUAAUCCAACCCUCAGCAAUAGUAAAAAUAGUGAGAUUUAUUGGUUUAAAUUCCUUCACGUUUAAGAGCCCCUAUUGAUACAGAUGUUAUUUACCGAAUUACCGAAUUUAGAGUUAAGUCCCACUGGAAACAUUGGAUUAUUGUGUUACUCUAUUUGCCCUCCAGCUGCGCGUUGAGUGAGGGACGGGGUUAGGAAAUUUUCUACAAAAAUAAUGAAUAUCCUCCUAUGUAUCGUCUUUCAUCGUGUUUUAGAAUACUAGGUUAAGUUUUUUUUUUAGGUGCGUUUUAUGUCAAGUAUAGAGCUACGUGUGGUGGUACCAUCUUAUCAACACAUCUUAUCAAAUGCUCAUAUGAAAUAGUCUGAAAACUGGAAGCAAAAACCUGUGCGCGAUACGAAGAAUGAAUCGCGCUUCGAAUCGGUGUAAUAGGAGGAAGAAUGUACAAUAAUAGUUAUCUGUUUUUCGUAUAGCAUGUAUAUAAUACCUAACUAUGUUAGUGCACCUUGAAUUUUACAAUCACGCUUUAUGCUUUCGAAAUUGUAUAAUAGUGUAGACUUCCAAUAAAGAAUCCAUAAGUGUAAUUCUCAUA
This is a messenger RNA of Anopheles coustani, 6248 nucleotides long. RefSeq lists its product as uncharacterized. Gene Ontology annotation, molecular function: protein binding; zinc ion binding. Bases 1 to 5550 code for a protein of 1849 amino acids. Gene Ontology annotation, cellular component: nucleus. The record is from RefSeq and is a predicted model, not a curated record. The transcript has 7 exons. Lineage: Eukaryota; Metazoa; Arthropoda; Insecta; Diptera; Culicidae. Gene Ontology annotation, biological process: regulation of DNA-templated transcription.